Rhinichthys klamathensis goyatoka is the source of this 803-nucleotide messenger RNA. RefSeq names its product retinoschisin 1b (gene rs1b). Bases 39 to 797 code for a protein of 252 amino acids. NCBI's taxonomy places the organism in Eukaryota, Metazoa, Chordata, Actinopteri, Cypriniformes, Leuciscidae. The transcript has 6 exons. The record is from RefSeq and is a predicted model, not a curated record.
GCUCAUGUAGUGCUCACUACACAGAUCUGAUCAUCAAGAUGGACACCAGGAUCCUCACUGUGUUUCUGCUGCUGGUCAUUCAAGCUUUCAUUGGCAUUAACACACAAGGGGAGUUAGAGAUGCCAUGGCCUUAUGAGGAAGAGGAGGAGGAGAGUGUGAAGGAAGUGACGGAGAACCAGACGCCGACGGGCUGCAACUGUGACUGUCAGGAUCGAGUCCCACCGACCGGGACUCCAGCGACCUGGACCCCCAUCAUCAGCACCACACCGGACACACACACCGGCCCGUACCAGGAAUGCAUGCCGGAGUGUCCCUACCACACACCGCUGGGAUUCGAGGCCGGGUCGGUGAAGGCGGAUCAGCUCACCUGCUCAAACCAGGACCAGUACAUCGGCUGGUUCUCCUCCUGGACCCCGAAUAAAGCCAGACUCAACAGUCAGGGGUUUGGCUGUGCCUGGCUGUCUAAAGCCCAGGACGCGAGUCAGUGGCUUCAGGUCGACCUGCAGGACACUCAGGUGGUGUCCGGGAUCAUGACCCAGGGGCGCUGUGAUGCGGACGAGUGGACCACCAAAUACAGCGUGCAGUACCGGACCCACCAGCACCUCAACUGGGUCUACUACAAAGACCAGACCGGGAACAACAGGGUGUUCUACGGGAACACGGACCGGUCCUCCACGGUCCAGAACCUGCUGCGCCCGCCCAUCGUGACCCGGUUCCUGCGGAUCCUUCCUCUGGGCUGGCACACACGCAUCGCCAUCCGCCUGGAGCUGCUCAUGUGCAUGAACAAGUGUGUGUGAUGCAGG